Molecule: messenger RNA, 1635 nt
Organism: Alternaria postmessia
Lineage: Eukaryota; Fungi; Ascomycota; Dothideomycetes; Pleosporales; Pleosporaceae
Exons: 5
Coding region: 1-1635 (544 amino acids)
Source: RefSeq, a predicted model, not a curated record
AUGGACUGGCGACUUCUCGACUACGCCAAGGAAGCUGAAGAGACCGCAGCAGGCCUUCUCUCGUUUGAAGGAGAAAUUCCGCAAUAUCGCAAGGACAUCAGAAGCCAUAUUGCUGAACUAUUCGCCAUAUCGCACGCUCUGCAUGAAUUGCACGAUGCAUUGCAAUUGUCCCGCUAUGGCAGGUACGCAGGCCACAUCCUGAAGGAUCUAGAGGUUUGCCUUCCAAGCUUGGGCUACACGCUUGACGACGUGCAAGAUAUCUUCAAUAGGUCCAAGAAGAGCAGACACGCUGCACCAGGUGCUUUUCCGGGCACACCACCAUACGCAAUUAUCUGGGAAGAUGCGCUUGCGGAUUUCACCUCACAGGGCAUGUCCCUGCCCAAAAGAUUCGAGACCUUUAGAACGUAUCUACAGGGUAUGCAUGAUGCUUUGAAAGGGGAGGAUGAUGAGGCAGAAUUGGCUAAAUUCAAAGUUCUACUAUCAAGAUUACUCAAGAAGCAAAAGCCAAUGCCGGUCGAAUCCUACUUCAGUAGACUUUCGGUACACGGCAAUGGGAAGGGCGUUGCUAGGACGCCGCAGCCGCCUUCUCCUAAAGUACCCAGACCGAAGAUACACCAACACCCUACGUAUCCGGCGCCUCAGUACGCAUAUCAAGCACCGCAGCUACCACUACCCCAUCGAUCUCAUAUUGCACCGACGUGGGGAGGCAUAGGAGACAUACCGUUCGUCCCACCACCGGUUCCAGAGAUCCCUCAGUCGCCCACAUAUUCGUCUGCAUCAUCACAGGCUUAUUCAAGUCAGUCGACAGACUCUGAGCCGGUCGCUCACUGGGCAAUGAAGAUAUUCGAUGGUCGCCACGGUUCCACUCCUUUCCAAAGCCCUGCAGAGCGCACCAAGUGCUUUGGACGAGACGAGCCCCGAGUAAUUGAGAUGCUAGAUAGCGAUGGCUUUGAGAAGGUCUUGGAAUUACCGUUCGAAGCAACAAAUGUCUGGGUAAGGAUAUACUGGAGAGCUGAUGACAACCGCGCACGAAUACUCUUCCUCACUAUGGAUCCCGACGGACAUCGCCUGAGACACCAGAUCCCAAUCACCGCAUUGGCACUCCGGCGUGCAGGAUCAUCCUUGCGGCUCUGCCGGGUCAACCGUGAAGAUGGUCGACUUGACCUAUGGGCUAGGUUGCGCUUCCCUUUAUAUGAGCGCAUGGUGUUGUUUUACUGCACCGCCAUUGCUAUGAAGCGUCAAGAUCAAACCGGUAUUGCAGAGGGACUGGAAGAUGUUUUCGUGCCCGGGGAGAAGAUUGUGUUUUCUGGUGAGACGACUGAUAACAGGUAUCUCCAUGCCUUCCGCAUCUACUAUGACACAGACUCUGGCUGCGUACGAUUCGAGGCUACUGCUCGCCGUGGGCCGCUAAACACGAUCCCUAUCUGGACUGCAUUCGUUACGCAAUAUGUUGGACGUAGCGACUGGAUGAAGCGCGUUGGUCCCGAUACAAUCCAGUUUGAGAAGCUGCAUCCGUAUGUUUUCAGUGAUGGCUACAGGCUACCCAAAGGCUCUACGGGCAAAUACCGGUUGACCUUUACUUCAUCAGAAGAUGCGAAGCAUUUCAGAGACAGUUUCCAUAGCAUCCGAGUCUGA